Messenger RNA from Chelmon rostratus (copperband butterflyfish), 1773 nucleotides. RefSeq names its product ELOVL fatty acid elongase 8b (gene elovl8b). Gene Ontology annotation, cellular component: endoplasmic reticulum membrane. Gene Ontology annotation, molecular function: fatty acid elongase activity. The transcript is spliced from 8 exons. Bases 322 to 1113 code for a protein of 263 amino acids. The record is from RefSeq and is a predicted model, not a curated record. Lineage: Eukaryota; Metazoa; Chordata; Actinopteri; Chaetodontiformes; Chaetodontidae. Gene Ontology annotation, biological process: fatty acid elongation, saturated fatty acid; sphingolipid biosynthetic process; very long-chain fatty acid biosynthetic process.
ACAACGGCUGCAAACCCGAAGCGGAGAAAUACAGGAAGCGAGCCAAAUCUGUGCAGUGUUUCCUCCACCAUCGUCCAGAGCUCCCCAGGUGGAGGUCAGCUCCUCGUUGUACCUGCGCGCAGACUUUGGUUCAGUUUGCUGAGCUGCCGUAAAGUCUCGUAGCGGUGCAGUUUCUGCUCGCUCCAGCCUGCCCUCCUUCCCUCGUCUCAGGACGAGGACCUGGACUUUGCUGCAGGCCGCGCUGCAAGUUCAACUUUGCUGAGAUUGUGUCCAAAGGUUCUCCGGCGUAAAGUUCGCUGCUGAAACGCUGCUUUCAAACCAAUGGCUUCUGCAUGGCAAACCCUCCUGUCUGUGCACCACAGGAUUGUGGACAAUGGAGACAAGAGGACGGACCCGUGGCUGCUGGUCUACUCCCCCGUCCCGGUGUCACUCAUCUUCCUGGUUUACCUCUGUGUGGUCUGGGUCGGCCCCCGUCUGAUGAAACACAGACAGCCCGUUGACCUCAGAGUUGUUCUCAUUGUUUACAACUUUGCCAUGGUCGGCCUGUCUGCCUACAUGUUCCACGAGUUCCUGGUCACAUCCUGGCUCUCAAACUACAGCUACCUCUGCCAGCCUGUAGAUUACAGCAGCAGCCCGCUGGCGAUGAGGAUGGCCAAAGUCUGCUGGUGGUUUUUCUUCUCCAAGGUCAUAGAGCUCAGCGACACGCUGUUCUUCAUCCUGAGGAAGAAGAGCAACCAGGUGACUUUCCUUCAUGUUUACCACCACGGCACCAUGAUCUUCAACUGGUGGGCGGGAGUCAAGUAUGUGGCCGGUGGACAGUCGUUCUUCAUUGGCCUGGUCAACACCUUCGUCCACAUCGUGAUGUAUUCUUACUACGGGCUGGCUGCCAUCGGCCCUCACAUGCAGAAGUACCUGUGGUGGAAGAGAUACCUCACGUCCCUGCAGCUGCUGCAGUUUCUGCUGUUCCUCCUGCACACAGGCUACAACCUGUUCACAGAGUGCGACUUCCCCGACUCCAUGAACGUGGUGGUGUUUGGCUACUGUGUCACCCUCAUCAUCCUCUUCAGUAACUUCUAUUAUCAGAGCUACCUCAACAAGAAGAAGCAGAAGUAGGAGUCUCCUGUGCCUGCAGUACUCACCAGCCACCACUAGAGGGAACAACAUGCCCACAAACUCAAAUAGUUUACACACAUAAAUAACUAAUAUGACCAAUUUCAGUAUUUUGAGUUGUCAAAGAGACACUGUCUGAUCAUUCCAUUAUUUAUUUCUUAAAUUGAGAAAUGACAAACAUUCAAAUGAUUGUUGUAAACAAACUGUACAUUUUAUACAUAUAAUAAUAAUAAUUAGGUAAGUAGGUUGGUUUCUCUGCAUUAUUGCAGAAUUAAUGAGUUCAAACCCUCCUCCAGAAAUAAAUCCAAAAAGAAAUAAAACACUUAACAAAAUACUGAAAUGCAAACAUUUUACCCACUGUUAAAACAAACACAGCAAAAUGAUAUAAUCGUUUCUACACUUCAGUCUAAAACAGAUUGAAAGAUGCAGAUUAGAGAGAGAAAACACAAAGAGGAGGGAGAUUACUGUUCACUUCUGUUCAGGAGUUUUGUAGUUUGUGAAGUUUAUAUAUGAAGACUGGACUAUCAGCAUGUGUAAGCUUGCUCUGAUUGUAAAUGAAGUGUCUUAGCACCAGUGAGUCAGAUUCUUUGCACAUGAUGAGUUCUUGGCCAAAAAAUGUUAUUCUGAACCCGAGAAAUAAAGCGUAUGGAUGUUGAAACAACA